AGACCUGCCUCAACGGGGGGACAUGGAACGGAAAGACCUGUGAAUGCCGCACCGGCUUUGGAGGAGAUCAGUGCCAGAACGAGGUCCCGAUCUGCCAUAACAAUGGCUCCUGGGAUGGGAUCAAGUGUGUGUGCACCAGCCUGUACAGCGGGCCAAAGUGUGAGGAGGUGGUCUCAAAUCUUGAGAUAAAUCCUCCACCGGAGACCGUCUCUGCCCAGGUAGAACUGACCGUGACAGUGACCAAUAAGGAGUUCUCCAAAGAGCUAGAAGACCGGUCUUCUCAGGAGUUCCGGGAGUUCAGUGAGACAUUCACAAAACAGAUGGAAAUUGUUUAUUCUGGAAUCCCUCAGUAUGAAGGGGUCAACAUCACAAGGCUGAGUGCUGGCAGUGUGAAGGUGGAGCAUGACGUCAUCCUGAAGGCCAACUUCACCCCAGAUUACAAAGAAGUUUUGGAGAAGGCCACCCAGGAGGUGGAGUCAAAAAUCAAGAAUACAACCCAAGAACACAUCUUAAGAAAUAACACCUGCGGAGUGGUACUGUGUUUCAACUCAACUGCAACCAAAGUGCAAAACAUUUCAUUUACCCAAUACGACCCUGAAGCGGAAUGCCGGGAGAAGGCUGGGGAAGCAUUUGCUGACUACUUCUUCGUGGAGUACACGGACCAGCAACCAAACUGCAUCACGCGUUGCGAGCCCGGCUACAACACGUCCUUAAACUGCAUCUUCGGGAAGUGCCAGCUGUGGGGCAGUGGCCCUCGGUGCUACUGCCUGAUCACAGAGACUGAAUGGUACAGUGGGGAGACCUGUGAGUUCAGCACCAAGAAAAGCCUGGUGUACGGGCUCCUGGGGGCAGCAGGUGCAGUGGUGCUGGUCAUCCUCGGCAUCCUCCUGAUGUUCAUAUUCCGCUCCAAGAGACAGGUGAAAAGGCAAAAGUCCAAAGUGACUCAGUUGUACAAGUGGCAUGAAGAGGAUGGUGGACCAGCCCCUGGGACCUUCCAAAACAUUGGCUUUGACAUCUGUGAAGAACAAGAGAACUAUGUCCACCUGGACUCCGUCUAUAGUAACUUCCAGCCCUCCCUGGGCCACAUAGACUCUGAAACCAAGAUCAGAAUUAAGAGGCCUCAGGUGAUCAUGACAUCGAUUUAA
Molecule: messenger RNA, 1145 nt
Organism: Ceratotherium simum simum (southern white rhinoceros)
Lineage: Eukaryota; Metazoa; Chordata; Mammalia; Perissodactyla; Rhinocerotidae
Source: RefSeq, a predicted model, not a curated record